This is a messenger RNA of Hibiscus syriacus, 1803 nucleotides long. RefSeq names its product putative disease resistance protein RGA3. Gene Ontology annotation, molecular function: ADP binding. Gene Ontology annotation, biological process: defense response to other organism. The record is from RefSeq and is a predicted model, not a curated record. Bases 1 to 1803 code for a protein of 600 amino acids. Lineage: Eukaryota; Viridiplantae; Streptophyta; Magnoliopsida; Malvales; Malvaceae. The transcript is spliced from 2 exons.
AUGGCGGAAGCGCUUGUUUCUGGAGUCUUUGAACGACUAACCUCGAUCAGCCUUCAAGUAGCUGAAACCGGGGUGAGACUCGUUGUUGGUGUUAACGAAGAAGUCGAGAAGAUCGGCUCCACUCUGCGCACCAUCCGAGCUGUCCUCGCAGACACAGAGAAAAGACAAGUGAAGGAGCAAGCUGUUAAGCUUUGGCUUGAUAAGCUUCAAAACGUAUCUUAUGAUAUUGAAGACGCUUUGGAUGAAUGGAGCACUGCCAUUCUCAAAUCACAAAUCGAGGAUUCUUCUUUUUCUUCAACUUUUCCGGUAAGAUCUCUUCAACCCUCCGGAAUUUCUGUUCCACGACUUGUUGGGCGUCGUACAACUGCUGUCAUGAUUAAAGAACUAAACGAAAGGCUUCAAGUCAUUGCAAAAGAGAUUAAUGAUUUUUCUUUCAUUGUAAAUCUAACUCGGAACAAUGAAUUAGAGCCUGAAAGAACCAAAACCACUUGGUUUAUUGAUGUUUCUGAAAUACGUGGUCGAGACCAGGGCAAAAACACCAUUGUUAGGAUGUUGUUAAAUGAAAUCAGUGGUGAAGAAAGGGGAAUUCCUCUGAUCUCCAUUGUGGGGAUGGGAGGGAUAGGGAAAACGGCUUUAGCCCAAAUAGUUUACAACGACCGUGAGGUGACCGCCUAUUUUCAGAAGAAACUAUGGGUGUGUGUUUCGGGUCCCUUUGAUGAGAUGCGGGUUCCUAAAGCUACUCUUGAAGCUCUAACGGGUACUCCCUCGAGUUUCAGUGAAUUGAACUCCGUUCUUGAGAAAAUUCAUGAAAAUAUAGCGGGAAAAAGGCUCCUACUUGUACUUGAUGAUGUCUGGAGACAGGAUGAGAAGAAGUGGCAAUCGUUGAAAUACUGUCUCAACAGUGGUGCCGUUCCAGGAAGCAAAAUCUUGGUGACCACACGCAAGGAUAAUGUUGCUACUAUAAUGGAUUGCACCCAAAUUUUCCAUUUGGGUAGCUUAUCUGGAGAAGAGUAUAAGUGUAAGGGUUUGGCACUUGCAGCAAAAACAGUCGGAGGUCUUUUACGUUUUAAAAGAUCUAGAGAACAAUGGCAAAGAAUCUUGGAUAGUCGUAUGUGGGAGCUUGAUGAGGCUGAAAGCGGUCUUUUUUCUCCCUUAUUACUAAGCUAUUAUGAUUUGCCAUCACCAUUAAGGCAAUGCUUCUCAUAUUGUGCCAUUUUCCCCAAAGAUCAUAAGAUAGGGAAGGAUUUGUUGAUCAAAUUAUGGAUGGCUCAAGGUUUUCUUGGAGAAGGAAAUGAGAUGCAGAUUGUUGGCGAAGAGUACUUCGAUAACUUAGCAAUGCGUUCUUUCUCUCAAGAGUUCGAGAUGGAUGAAAAUGAUGAUGGCAUACUUAGAUGUAAAAUGCAUGAUAUCGUGCAUGAAUUUGCUCAACUUUUGAGAAAAGGAGAAUGCUCUGUAGUAGUAAGCAAUGGUCUUGAAGAGCAAAGAGCUGAAUGGUAUCAUGAAAAUGUUCGUCAUGUAAGAGUAAUUCUUGAUGAUGAACAGGCUAUGAUUCCAAGGCCCCUUUAUAGUGCUAAAAAGCUUCGUAGCCUCAUAGUUGAUUCAUGUCCUCAUAGCACAUCAACUCUAAAUGCAUCUUUGUGGAGAGUAUUUGAUCAAUUGACUUGUCUAAGGAUGCUAGACUUGAGCAACAAUAGAUAUCGAAGGCAAACUUCAAUUACUGAACUUCCUCACCAAAUAGGAAAACUGAUAUAUUUGAGAUAUCUCAGUUUGGAGGGAAAUAUAGGAUUGGAAUAUUUUGCCUGA